UGAUCCACCUUAUAGGUGUACUGUUAGAGUAGAGAUGAAAAAAAAAACCCUUCAGUGUACAGUGUUUGUUGGGUAAGUUGUGUAGUGGACUUUUCUCAGAUUAGCAUCGACACUGAGGUGAAUUGAGGUCAGUUGUCACUCAGACCCUGCAGGCGUGUGUGUGUGUGUGUGUACGUGCGCUCGUGCUUCCUUUAUCACACGUUUGACACAAGUUCCUCACACUGAGAUUGAACGUUUUGCAAAACUAGAACAGAAACCAAAGCUAUUUUUACAUUUUUAUUUUCAAAAAAGGGAUAAUACUUUUUUUUAAAAUUAUUUUUAAUCACCUGAAUUGGGCCUUUUUUUUUUUAUUUUGGUAUUUACACCCAUUGUGGUGCAACCGUCCACCCACCUUAAUGUGAUGGCACGUUCACACCGUGUCUCUCUCUCAGCGUAUAUGUAUAUGUGUGAGCACGCAUGGGUGUGUGAGCGUGUGAGUGUGUGAGCGCACGCCACAGUGGGAGUUAUCUGCGACACUGCCUCCUCAGACAUUGCUCAGCAUCUUAUCUUGUCUAGAGGAUCUUCUAUCAUCUGUGCUUCAGAGAUUUUGGCCUUCAGGACUGCAUGGACAUGGCUGACUGUCAUAAGUACCCCUCGGUGUUUGUGGUGGACGGCGGUACCAGGUUUCCACCACCGCUGCCCCCUAAACCAGGACAAACACGGACCCGGAACCAGAGGACCCGACUGAUCCAGAACAUACUCUUGGUGCUGGUGUGUCUGGCUUUGUUUGGCUUAUUUGUGGAGGGUAUAUUCAUCUACAGCCUCCACAACAAGGCUAACCAUAACGACACCACUCCGUCUAGGUCUGUUGAGCCAAAGACGGAAGCGCUAAAAGGGGGACACAAUAAGCAACCGGUCAACAAGAAGACAAAACAGUCUACAUUCCUGCAUCCGUCAAAGCCUCUUGCACAUCUGGCAGCUGGUGAUACGAAACCCGAAGAGGAUGGAAUCAUGAAAUGGAAGGAUGUCCAAAACUCCACGUAUGAGCUCGAGUACAAAGAUGGAAAGCUGAUUGUUCAGAAGGAGGGCUUCUACUAUGUGUACUCUAAGCUGAGCUACGCUGCAGAUGGCACUUCAUUCACCCAGAUGGUGCAAUGGUCAACAUCACGCUAUCUGAAUAAGCCAAUCACGCUCCUUACAUACCACAGACGCAAUUCAAAGUCAGUCCAGAAAGGCACACUGAGGAGCAGCUACCUGGGCGGGAUCUUCCAUCUCUUCAAAGGUGAUGCUGUUUUUGUUGAAGUGAAAGACGGCGCUUCGAUUCGUCUUCACGAUGCAGCCGAAAACGUUUUCGGCAUGUUUAUGCUCUAGACAGAUUUUAGCUCUGUACUUAUAACCAUAGGCGCCAGCUUCAUGGGUGCUCUGGAGCUCGAGAACCCCCAAUGUUUAGGAUUUAAAUAUCCCAUAUUCAUACAUUUAAUUUAAAAAGACAACACCUACUGGAGUGUAAUGGUAAUACUUCUAUUAUAGUGAUUUUUAUCUGGUUACACCGUCAGCAACACGACACAACAAACCAA
Messenger RNA from Ictalurus furcatus (blue catfish), 1556 nucleotides. RefSeq names its product TNF superfamily member 14 (gene tnfsf14a). Gene Ontology annotation, cellular component: membrane. The transcript has 4 exons. The coding region runs from base 604 to 1350 and encodes 248 amino acids. NCBI's taxonomy places the organism in Eukaryota, Metazoa, Chordata, Actinopteri, Siluriformes, Ictaluridae. Gene Ontology annotation, molecular function: tumor necrosis factor receptor binding. Gene Ontology annotation, biological process: immune response. The record is from RefSeq and is a predicted model, not a curated record.